Ictalurus punctatus (channel catfish) is the source of this 692-nucleotide messenger RNA. RefSeq names its product ring-box 1, E3 ubiquitin protein ligase (gene rbx1). Lineage: Eukaryota; Metazoa; Chordata; Actinopteri; Siluriformes; Ictaluridae. The record is from RefSeq and is marked provisional. Gene Ontology annotation, cellular component: cullin-RING ubiquitin ligase complex; nucleus. Gene Ontology annotation, molecular function: zinc ion binding; ubiquitin protein ligase activity; cullin family protein binding. Gene Ontology annotation, biological process: ubiquitin-dependent protein catabolic process; protein ubiquitination.
GCGUUGCUGAAACAUGGCGGCUGCGAUGGACGUCGACACCCCGAGCGGGACAAACAGCGGCGCCAGUAAGAAGCGUUUUGAAGUCAAAAAGUGGAAUGCAGUGGCUCUGUGGGCCUGGGACAUCGUGGUGGAUAACUGCGCCAUCUGCAGAAACCACAUCAUGGACCUGUGUAUAGAGUGUCAGGCCAAUCAGGCUUCUGCCACAUCAGAGGAGUGCACAGUGGCCUGGGGAGUGUGUAAUCAUGCAUUUCAUUUCCAUUGCAUCUCCCGAUGGUUAAAGACGCGGCAGGUGUGUCCUCUGGACAACAGGGAGUGGGAGUUCCAGAAGUACGGACACUGAACUCCGCAUGCAUCCUUUUUGUUGAGUUUUACUUUUGAAAGGCAUCUUGUAUCACCUUUCAAAAUGUUUAAUAAAUACCGUGUGUGUUGUUGUUAUAGUUCCACUGGGUGUUAGUUACUGUUACCAGCUGGAAGUUUAUUAUUUUCAUAUAAGAUUGUCUGUCUGUUUUAUUCCUCUUACACCAACAAUUAAAGAAAGUCAUGUUAUACCCAAAUGAUAUUUGCACCCCCUCCUUCCCAUCUCUCCAUCCCUAGUUGAGAACCACUGUUUUAUAUGAACACAGCAUGGCUGAUUUUGUUUCAUGAUGCAUUCUCCUCCAAUAUUAAAAACCCACAAGGUGUCAGAUCUGCAA